Molecule: messenger RNA, 4997 nt
Organism: Oryzias melastigma (Indian medaka)
Lineage: Eukaryota; Metazoa; Chordata; Actinopteri; Beloniformes; Adrianichthyidae
Product: carbohydrate sulfotransferase 11
Exons: 5
Coding region: 1426-2445 (339 amino acids)
Biological process (GO): carbohydrate biosynthetic process; proteoglycan biosynthetic process
Cellular component (GO): membrane
Molecular function (GO): sulfotransferase activity
Source: RefSeq, a predicted model, not a curated record
UUCUCUGAUGGAGAGAUUGGAACAGAAACUUUAAUGUCACAAAAAGACUCAUGAUGUUUGGUUCUUUUGACUUUGUUAUGGGUCAUCUGAAAAUGUGACCACAUGUAAUGGGUCAAAAAUAUAUACAGCAAUGCUAAUAUUUGUCUACAUGUCCUUUUACCAUUUUCAUUUCAAUUGGGCACUUUUAGUAGCUACAAGCUUCUGUAGUGGUUUCUGGUUUAAGCAGAAAAUCUUAGUUAAUCAUUAUGUGAGAUAAUUCUUUUUUUUUUUUUUUUGUAUUUACUCAGCAGUGUCUUUCAUGGAUCUAUUUUUGUCGAUUCUCCCGAUAGUUGACUCAUGAACUUUGGCUAUAACUGAGUCAAGUGAGGCCUGCUCUCCUUCCACGCUUUUGUCAGCCUCUGGAUGAGUCGUCGUCAUGUUCUUGGACUCAUCAUGAGGGAUCAGACACGGUUACGAGCAACAGCAAAGGGGAGCUACAUCAGAAAAUAAUGCAACAGCUAUCAUUUUUUCUUUAUUGUAAGACACAUUGAAAUUGUCUUACUUGAGAUCUGUUUUUAGUGGUUAUAUAAUAACCGGAAGUCACUCUGCACAAUCACCAUUUUGUGUGAUGUCACCUGAAAAAGGAUCUUUUGGUGUAAAAGCUUGGUAAAUUCUACUCAUUCAAUCAACAUUUUUUCACAUUUACAUCCAUUUUGUUAGCAUUUUUAUGAGUUGUUUUGUGCUAGGAUUGACUCACAAAUUACGAAAUGUGUAAAAUAUUAGACAAGAAUAAUUUAGAAAACACUUGUACUCAUAAGCUUAUUACAGUAUUCUUGAGCUGUGUCGUUUUUUAUUUAUGUUUUUAUUUUUUAAAUAGUUUUGUAUAUUUGUUUAGAAAAUUUCAAAUCAACUAGUUUUUUUUUAUUUUUUUAAACUGACCCUAUAUUGGAUUUACAAUCAUACUAGGGCGCAAGUAAACGUGUGUGGAAAAUUUCGGCCUCUAUGGCUUGCCAUACAGUGUGACGUCACAGCAGUGCCCCGUCCAUGUUCGGAAAGAAAAAGUUUGUUUAGCUUCAGCAAACUUCACUCCAUUGGUGCGGAAAACCAUCAGAGGACAUCGGAAAGAGAUGGUGGUCGCUGCCUCACAGUUCGCUUCUGAAAUAUAUUCUUUAUUAAGUUAUAGUUAAUUUACGGUUCCUGCUUAUAUUAGAGGAACGCCGCUGUUUAAAAACCGAUCCUGAACGACCGGUUCUGGGGGAAUCAGCCAAGUUACCCAGCCGUUAAAGCCAGCCGGCAGCGCUGGACCUUUUUUCCGUUAAACUCUUUUUCUCGGCGUCGUCAUCCUCACCAUGGCGGUCCAUUUGACGAGCUCCUCGCGCCCUCCCCGCGCAUGAGCCGCGGCGCGGGAGCCACCAGGGGUCGGAGGCUCCUCCGCCGGGCGUCAGGAUGAAGAUGCCGCGAGGAGGACGCCUGCUGCUGGCCAUGAGCGCGGGCUCGCUCUUCGUACUUGUGCUGUACUUCCAGAGCAUCACCACCAAACCAGAACUUUCCCUGAAGAAUGAAGCUGUUCCUGGGAAAAGCAGGAGAAGUCCUCUGCAGACGCUCUACAACGGAGACCAGCUGGAGCUGUCGGAGGAGCAGCGCUCCCUUCAGGACCGCAGGGAGCUGCUGGAGGAGGCGUGUCUGAGCCACACCAAGAAGCGCCGCGUUCUGUCGCCAAAGGACCUGAAGCACCUCAUCGUGGAUGACAAACACGGCCUCAUUUACUGCUACGUGCCCAAGGUGGCCUGCACCAAUUGGAAGCGUGUGCUCAUGGUGCUGGGGAGUGGCGGCCGCUACAAGGACCCGCUCGCCAUCCCUGCCAACGAAGCCCAUGUUGCAGGAAAACUGCGGUCCCUGUCUGACUUCUCCCCCGCGGAGAUCAACCAGCGCCUUCGCAGCUACCUCAAGUUCAUCUUCGUGCGGGAGCCCUUCGAGCGCCUGGUGUCAGCCUACCGGAACAAGUUCACCCGCAGCUACAACACCGCCUUCCACAAACGCUACGGAACCAAGAUUGUCCAGCGGCACCGGCAGAACCCCAGCCGGGACGCUCUGCAGCAGGGCAACGAUGUGUCCUUCCGCGAGUUCGUCCAGUACCUGGUAGACCCUCGGACACAGCGGGAGGAGCCCUUCAACGAGCACUGGGAGCGGGUGCACUCCCUGUGCCACCCCUGUCUGAUCCACUACGAUGUGGUGGGCAAGUACGAGACCCUGGAGGCGGACGCUCAGGCUGUGCUGCGCUUGGCCGGCGUGGAGGGGACCGUUCAGUUCCCCACUUCCGGAAAGAGCACCCGCACGGACGGAAACAUGGCCGCUCGCUUCUUCAAGCACAUCAGUCCUUUGUACCAGAAGAAACUCUUCAACUUGUAUCGCAUGGACUUCCUGCUGUUCAACUACUCCACACCAGAGUAUCUCAGGACUCGGUGACCGGCAGACGUGGACCUCCAGGUGAAGGCGCUGGGGUCCGUGUACGGUCCAUGUUUGCUGUCAGAACAGAUGAACUCUGCUUUCAAACAGACGCCUUCUGUGUUUAUGAGCAAACCUGGCUUUGGUUGGAGCUGCUGAGCCGCUGCCUUCAGCUCUCCUGCUGCGCUUCGAGUGCAAACGCUCUCCUUCUCCCAAAUAAUGAGCCAUAAAUGAAAGUCAGACUCUCAGAGGAGCGGGUUCUCUUCUUGCUGUUGGAUGUGCCGACCGUGCUGGAAGGUCUCUAUUUAUGUCCGUCCUAUUUAUUUGUGAUUAAGUGCAAAUAAUUUAUAGCAGAGAUUGUCUCCUGGUGAAGGGGCAGUGACAGUCAGCCCGCUGCCACCCUUCAUCCAUCGGCGUCAGUGUUUGGCUGAACAAACAGCCGCAUAGCUGUGGUCGCGGCCCGCUCCAGCCCAGCGCCGCCCCGCUCAGAGCUGCCCUUGUUGGUGCGAGCGCCGGCGCACGAGGGGUUAAUCCAGCUGCACUGCGGUGCCUUGUUCUGCAGACCUGCAGGAAUUCAUGCAGCUUAUUAUAGGAAAAGAUUUUCUUAAUGGCAUCUUGUGUCUGAAGGGAAAAUCCCUCAUUUCUGUCUUUCCAGGUGCAGUUUGAGCGUUUCGGAUCAAACCUUUGGAAGCUGCUGUCGUUCUGUUCUCACAAACAUUAAAACUGCUGCAUUAGAUGAAUGAAAGUCAAUUUAUUUCUAUUAAAGCAGAAUAUUCAGCCUUUAAAAAGCUUCUCAGUAAACUUUUUAAAGGGUCAAUAUCUUGAUUUAGAGGAAUCCAAUCGAGAUGAGCUUCAUUUUAGACCUAACAGAUAUUUAUUUACCCCAAAACAAAAACACAAAACCCUGAGCCUGGUAAAUCUAUUGUUGGGUGAGGAUGGGGGGCAGGAGGAAGGGGCACAUCCACUAAAUUUGAUGAUAAAUGGUGAGGAGAACAAAGUGCAUAACUUGAAUUAAUAAAUGUAGCUACAAAAAUGAACAAAUUUUUAAUGAAAUUAUUUCACAGAUUAAAAAUUUUAUUAAAAAAAUAUUGAAUUCUAAUAGUUUAAUCCAAAUGAUUCUUAAACUGCACACAGACUGUAAUAACACAACAUUCAAAACAAAAUGAGUAAAUUAUAUUCCAAUUCCAGAUUAUUUCAAUUGGACUAAAUUAUAAUUUGUUUUUUUAAUGUAAUAACUGAGAAGUGACCAGCAGGUUAAAUGAAAGCAUUUUCUGUUAUAAAACAGUUAUCAGUUUAAAGAAAGAUUUCUGCUGAGUUAAAUAAAAUAAAUAAACAAGACAGAAACUUUAGUCCAGAAAAAAGCAGAGAAAGGCCUAAAACAAAUCAUUUCUGGGCUUUUAUUCCUCCAAAUGUGUGAAAUGUGAGUUUUAACAUGACAUCAAACCUAAGUUAUUACGCAUUCUGUAAUCCGGUCAAAGAUAGCUGGCGCCCUGCAUCAUUUCCUCCCCCUGAUUGGUGGAACACACCUGGUUUGGUGAUCAGGUAGAUCCAGAGCGGAUCACUAAAUCCAGAUGUUGUUUGAAUCCUCUGAGACAAUUAUUGACAUAAUUCUCAACAUUAAAAUUAAGAUUCUGGAGCAAACAACGAUUCUUUUGACUUUCUUUAUUCUAUUUGAUGCCUUUUUCACACAGUGUGGGAUGUUCUGAUCCUAAACUAUUACGUUUCUUUUUUCUUCUUUAAGUUAUUUGGUUCCUGUAGAUGAAUCUGUUAUUAGGGUGGAUGCAGUCAAUAGGGGGCGCUGUGCUUUCAGCGCUUUAGCUCCACAGUUUUCAUGGCAGCAGAUUUCCUGCUUCUUUCUGUGGUUGUUUAGCUUCUUUGCUUCAGGAAGAAUUAUCACUCAUGAUCUCUGGAUCGAUUCAUUGAUGAUCUCCAUGUCUUUAUUUCUUUCUUUUUUUUAAAGAAAUCAUUUAAACCUGAAGUCUGACUGUUUCUUUUUAUUGUACAAGAAGUACUGAACAAAACCCCCGAAGAGACAUUUGGGUUCUGGAGCAGCCAAAGUCAACAAGAACAUCAUGGAUUCAGUCUCCAUAAAAAAACAAGCUGCUCUUCUCAACACUUCAGUCAAGAACCAAAAACUUCAUCCGGGUUUGAUCAUAAAGUCCAAAGAAUUCACUUUUGUUGAAACAGAAGAUGACGGUCAAAACAUGCUUUUUCUUUCAGUUUUGUGUCUUAAAUGUGAUGUUUUUCAUCCGCUCAGAUCAUUUCACUUCUGCAGUAAGUUAAAAACAAACCCCUGAUCUCUCAUUUCCUGUCUCUGUUUGUGUCCUUCAUGAUGUUUUGAAUAGCUUUGCUUGUUGUUCUCUGAAAAGUGCAAUACCUGCAUGGUUUUCAUCUUCUUCAGCUUUAGUUUUUCUCCACGUUCUCUGCUGUUCUGUUUCUGUCUGAGAGCCCCCCUAAAGCUGUGGGGGGGUUGUCAUGUAACUGUGAAUGUGAUGAACUGUAGUCCACUUGCUGUCUUGAUAACUGACUGGUUACCCUUGAAGUUCCAAUAAAGAUGACGCCCAGCAGCAGCA